Messenger RNA from Acanthocheilonema viteae, 606 nucleotides. The record is from the annotation of a GenBank genome assembly. NCBI's taxonomy places the organism in Eukaryota, Metazoa, Nematoda, Chromadorea, Rhabditida, Onchocercidae.
AUGUUUUCAUUUGCAAUACUAUUUACCGCACUACCAUUGCUGUAUUUCACUUACGGAUUAUUGGGCCGCAAAUUGACAAUAAGUGAAAUUGACAGAAAAGCGGUACCAAUCACCGGAUGUGGAAUCCUCACCUUAUGCUUGCUCAAAGUUUGCCGUCCAAUCCUAUUGCAUGAAUUGCAACCAUUUGGUGUGGAUGUGAUAGAGAUUGUUCCGGGAUGCUUUAAAACUGGAUUCAGUACCCCACAAACGUUAAGGAAAUCAGUUGAUACAUUGUGGCACCGAGCAUCUCAAGAAAUGCAUGAUGAGUACGGACACGAUUACAACGAGAAAGCAAUAGCAUAUGGAGAAAAUCUUCAAUUAUUGUUGCUAACAAAAGAUAUAACAUGGGUUAUCGAUGCUUAUUAUGAAGCAAUCGUUGCGAGACGGCCAAAACUUUUGUAUCGAAUUGGCUGGGAUACAUUGUUCAAAUUCUAUCCAUAUUCUUAUCUUCCGUUGCGCUUACAACUUUACGUUAUGAAAUUUCUAAUGUAUUUGAGUGGAGCACCUUUACCAGCAAUAACGACAAAAAAUUUACAUCCAGGGAAUUCGAAAAGCAAAGUCAGCUAA